Messenger RNA from Caenorhabditis remanei, 1299 nucleotides. RefSeq lists its product as uncharacterized. The transcript is spliced from 4 exons. NCBI's taxonomy places the organism in Eukaryota, Metazoa, Nematoda, Chromadorea, Rhabditida, Rhabditidae. Bases 1 to 1299 code for a protein of 432 amino acids. The record is from RefSeq and is a predicted model, not a curated record.
AUGGCUGGCAUCUUACGAACACUAUUCAAAAGCAAGAAAUCAAAAAAGGAGGAAGCAGACAAUAAUGAAGAUUUGGCCCGCGAAGUCUCCAACCGACGCUCGUUCCGUGCACCAGGCACUUCUUCCAAAUCACAAAGACGGGUUGUAGCUCAUUUCGCCGAUGAUGGUGCUCUCUCCGCCACCGCUGCCUAUCACACAAAAACAGCUCCAAAGUUCAAAAAAGGACCGCAGAGUUGUCCAGGAGGAUAUCGUGAAGAGUCAGAUGUGUCGUAUGAAUCGGAUAAAUAUUCUCAGAAGAGCAAUUCACAUAGAAGACGUGACGUACUUCACCAGUCGAUGCGGCAAAACUACACGAUAGACGAGGGACGAAAGCCAAGCAAGAGUGGAAGACGUCAUCACGGUAGCAAGAGUGAUUUCAGAAGACAUGGAGAAUCUUCAGAGUAUGGAAGUGGUGAUCCUUCCCCUGUUGGGCAAUAUAGUAGCCGCCAUUCGCACUAUGAAGACAGAAUCGAAGAAUCAGAGAAUGACGAUUUCAGUGAGAAAGCACAGUUUGCUGUUAUUGAGCGGGCACAACAACACUAUAUGCAAAAGUACAAAGAGUCUGAACAAAAGAGAAGAGAGGAGAAAAGAAAAUUGAAAGAUAUGGAAAAAGAGUGUAAUGAUGCGAAGAAUGCAAUGUUCCACUACAUGAAUCAGUUGGAUAAGGUAAAAAAGGAACGAGAUUGCUAUAGAAAAGAGUUGAGCCGUUGCAAGAAACAACUCGAAUUGAUGCAAAAUAACGGGUUUGAUGCAUUCCAUCAUCAUCGUCAACCACAAAUGUCAAAUCCACAGCAAUUCCCUCCAGCUCUCAGUAUGGGUUACAACUAUAUGAAUCAACCAAUGAAUUCUUCUCAUCUUAUGCAAGCCAGCUUCAUGAAUAGUGCUCCACCAUCAAGCAAUACACCAAUGACAAUGACUAGUGGUGGUGCCGGAGAAUCGUUGACAAAUCCAUCUGAUGUCAGUUUUCUCCAAAAUUCAUUCAUGCAGCCAUCGUCACAAGUUCUUUCUGGAAUCACCCCAUCUCCUGGAUUCAAGGUGCCAAUCAACUUUGGUGACGACGAUGCUGAUGAGGUGAAGGAUUAUCGUACUGAAUUGAAUAUUGAGACUGCUCGAUGUCGUAAACCAAGCGAUGACAUCAGUAUUUCUCCAUCAAGUUCUGCCGACAGCCAAGUCACACUCCUAGAUCAGAGCACGCUGAUCUCAAAUAAUAAAGAGAAUCGGAAACCACCGACUCGUUCAUUUUCAAUGAUGUCAAUUUAA